Seminavis robusta is the source of this 2226-nucleotide messenger RNA. Lineage: Eukaryota; Bacillariophyta; Bacillariophyceae; Naviculales; Naviculaceae. The record is from the annotation of a GenBank genome assembly.
AUGACCAUGACAACCCCAUCAUCAUCUUCUUCUUCUUCUUCUACCGCCUCCUGCACUAUCGUCUACUCGACUCAGACAGGUCGAGCCAGAGCUUGUGCUCGUCGCACGGCUCGUAUCCUGCGCGAAAAGACCCAGUUGACCCUGCUCGGUGGAACACCCUUUGACGAAUUGGUUCCUUCCUUUCUCGACUAUCCACAUGGCCAACAACAACAACAACAAAAUCACUUCUUUCUCUUGUUUGUCUCCACCACAGGAGAUGGUGUCCAUUGCGAUUCCAUCGCCCAAACAUGGAAGUCACUCUUGAAAAAGUCACUUUCUUCCAACAAGUUACAAGGCGUCCAAUUUGCAUUGUUUUGUCUGGGAGAUCGAGCGUAUGGACCGCAGUUUUGUGCGGCCGGACGAAAAUUGGCCGUCCGAUUGAUGCAAUUGGGGGCCACUUCUUGUUGUGAAGUGGGAUAUGGAGAUGACAAUACACCCAAUGGAGGAUGCUUUGCCGAUCUCGAUCGAUGGAUUCAACAGCAAUUAUUAUUGUCGUCAAUAAUAUUAUUGGAACAACCAAAUACUAGUACUGUCGCCGUCAUGACAAACAGCAAUACCACGGAUACAACCACAACAAGGGUCGAUACUUCGCACUACAAAGUGACGGUACUGCAAGAACAAACAAAAGAUGCCAUGGAUCAAUGGCAACAAGACUGGUGCCAAGAAUCUUAUCAGGCUUUUUUUGCACACCAGAGUCCAAUGACGGCAUACAGAUAUGAUUCACAGGCCAACAGCACCAACAACACACCACCACAGCAAAACAAGCCACUGAUUGCCCAGGUAGAAUCCAACACUCGAUUGACGGCACCCGAUUGGGAUCAGAAUACAAGACACAUUCGACUCCAGUUAACGGGCUAUAAUAAUAAUAAGAAGCAAACGACACCUACCGAACGACAGCUUCCCUAUCAAGCAGGAGAUAUUGCCACCAUUAUGCCCUGCAAUCCACCCACAGAAGUGGAACGAUUCAUUCAAACACUGCCCACGGCAUUGCAAACCAUUGCCGACAAGGUGCUGCAUCUCGACUACUACCAACAACAACAACAGCAACAACAAGCCAAUCUACUAGGAGAUGCCUUUCCCCACUGGCCGGCCCACUGCACCCUCCGUGGAUGGCUCACGUAUUGUGCCGACAUUCACGCCCCACCAGAACGAGAAGAUUUGCGGGCGAUUAGUCAAUUCUGCAGUCAUGAACAUGACAUGGGAGCCGCACAACGAGACAAGUUAUUGUCGUUGAGUGAAACGGCGGCGAGCGCGUUGUAUGUGGACUACAUUUUGCGGGAAAAGCGGUGUUGGACCGAUGUCUUGUACGACUUUGAUUCCUUGCGGCAUUUGGGGAGUGGAUUGACCGUGGAAGCCUUGUUGGCGAUUGUGCCACCCAUGCGGCCACGAGACUUUAGUAUUGCCAGUGCUCCCACCACGUCAACUAAACCAGAUGGCGACUUUGUCGUCGAGCUUUGCGUCGCAGUCGUCGAGGGGACUACACCGUUGGGACGGUCCUAUCAUGGACUCUGCUCGCACUAUCUAUCGACACUACUCCUCCAGGAUUCUACUACAGUGCUCCAAAUGUGGAUUCGACCGGGUUCGUUUCAUGGUCUGCCUCUCACGCCGUCCCAAAACGACACCACUUCCGAGAAGAGAAGGUGGUUUGAGAAUCCCGUCUUGUGCAUUGGUGCUGGGACAGGAGUGGCGCCACUCCGCGGUCUCAUCUUGGAACGGGAAGCUGUCCGAGCGGCGCAACAAAAGAGCGAUGUGGCUGAUUCCUCGACAAUAGCUCCUUUCGCCGCCACCACCAACGGCGAUGCCACAAACGAAACGCAGACACUCAACCAAUACGACAACCUACUCGUAUUUGGAUGUCGCAAACGAGACGCGGACUACUAUUACCAAAACGAAUGGACCCAGCUGCAGAAUAGGAUGGUGGUGAUUCCUGCCUUUAGUCGAGAACAGGCGCGAAAGGUCUACGUACAGCAGUUGAUCAAGCAGAAUGGUGAGGCCAUUGUCAGGCACAUUAUGGAAAACGAUGGGGCCAUUUACAUUGCUGGAGGUCCCAGUAUGGCACGGUACUCCAAAGAGGAGUUGAUAGACGCCACGGCGCGGGUCUUGCUGGACGGAGAUGAGAAAAAAGCCAAUCUACUAUUCAAAAAGAUGCAAGCCAGGGGUAGAUUCCGCGUAGAAGCAUGGAGCUGA